Molecule: messenger RNA, 839 nt
Organism: Hevea brasiliensis (rubber tree)
Lineage: Eukaryota; Viridiplantae; Streptophyta; Magnoliopsida; Malpighiales; Euphorbiaceae
Exons: 4
Coding region: 214-684 (156 amino acids)
Molecular function (GO): zinc ion binding; actin binding
Source: RefSeq, a predicted model, not a curated record
CCAUUCCGUUACGUCCACACAAAACGCACCCUAAAGAAAACACCGUUUGUCGACCACGUCUCGUCGUUUUAACGCAAUAUCAGUCUGCUGGCUUCGCAGAUAAGAACGCACCUCUCGUUCUCUCAGCUGAGCACAAUCCAUACUCACAUUGCACAGCGCAGAAACUAAAAAAGCUUCAUCAAAUCUCUGAAUUUGAAGAAGAAGCAGAAGAAGAUGUCGUGGCAAACAUUUGUGGAUGAGCAUCUUAUGUGCGAAAUCGAAGGCAAUCAUCUCUCUGCUGCCGCCAUCAUCGGCCAAGACGGCAGCGUUUGGGCCCAGAGCUCCAACUUUCCUCAGUUAAAAUGUACUCACUGUCAGGCAAUGAGUCAAAAAGAAGUUUGUAUGUAUUCCACCCAUCAAACAAUGAAGUACAAGUGCAAAGAUUGUAGAAAUCAAGGAUCAGUAUCUGUUAUUACUGGACAUGGUCAGCCGAUUGAAAAUAAUAAUGAAAAUUAUACUACGCUUAUGCAUUUUAAUUGCAAAGGAUUUGAACCCCAAGAUUUCAUUUUUAGUGGAAUCUGGAGAGCUACAUCUUUGGUUGACGGCAAAGAUUACGAAUUUAACUUUCGUCGUAGGGUUUUCCAAAUAGGGAGCAACAUGAAAAUUUCCAACUUGGAAUCCAAAUUUGAAGUGGUUCGUAAUUAGGAGCUGCAUCACCAUACAAGAUAAAUAAUAUGUAAUGAGAUAUAUGUAUUAGCUGGAAGGAAUAUAAUAAAUUAUUUACUAUGGAUUUAAGUAUGUAUUGCUGGUUUUUCCUUUUCACAUGAUUCUUUAUAAUAUUAAUUUUAUUUAGUAUUUAA